Epinephelus lanceolatus (giant grouper) is the source of this 1023-nucleotide messenger RNA. The record is from RefSeq and is a predicted model, not a curated record. Lineage: Eukaryota; Metazoa; Chordata; Actinopteri; Perciformes; Serranidae.
CUUUUUCUCCCUGAUAAUCUACUGUUCCACAUCCAGUCCGCUAGGUGGCGGCCUUUAAAUUGGAUGCCAGCCGGCCCAUAGAUAUCUAUGAGCCAGCCGGCCGCCAAUCAAAUUGAAGAAGAAGGAAGCACAUACGUCACGCAAAUCGAGCAGCCGUGUGCAGCAGGUGCAGAUGGGAGAGACAGCGUGAAAGAUAACAAUAUGGAUACUGGUAUUAAUCCAAAAAAACGGAAAGAAAAGGGUGGGGCUGAGAAGCUGGCCAAACGCUAUGGUAACGUGUACAGCCUUUUCAUUGGUCCCAGGCCUGUGGUGGUCAUCAAUGGGCUGCAGGCCUUGAAAGAAGCUCUGAUCAACAAAGCUGAUGACUUCUCUGGCAGACCACAAGACCAAAUGGUUAAUCAUGCUGUAGUAGUGAAAGCAAAUGCUCCCGGAGUGGUUCUAGCAGAUUAUAACCCUGCCUGGAAACAGCAACGACGCUUUGGUCUGAUGACCCUGAGAAACCUUGGUCUGGGGAAGCACUCAAUGGAGCAGAGAAUUCUGGGAGAGAUACAUCGCAUGACAAAGAUAUUGGAGCAAAGUGUUGGUAUGUCACAGGAACCCAGAGUCCUGUCCAGCUCUCCUCAUAUAUGGGCCGGCCUUCUGAUCUCCUCCAGUGAGGCUUGUGACUGCAAGUAUGGAUGUGCCAUCCUGGAGGAGCUAGAUUACUUGUGCAACCUGAUUGGGCUGCAGGAAGGCCACCGGAGCGUCGGAGCACAGCAUCCCUCAGGAUCCUACGCCGGGCAGAGGAGGACGCAGACCGGGAUGCAGGCCGUUGAAGCUCCGUGGCGGAGGAUCCAGUCACCUGAGCACUGUCGGCCAGCAGUGGAGGGAAAUCUGAGGUGUAGGCAGUCGGUGGUUUCGGGUCCAGAUCCUGACGAGGAGGAGCCGCCGCUGCUGGGGGGACAUCAGUUGGGUGGACCGGAUUGUUAUCAGCAGACAAGGCCGCGUAGCGGUUGGAGAGACUCAGGCGAGGCGCGACUUUAG